Etheostoma spectabile (orangethroat darter) is the source of this 2676-nucleotide messenger RNA. RefSeq names its product BCDIN3 domain containing (gene bcdin3d). The record is from RefSeq and is a predicted model, not a curated record. The transcript is spliced from 2 exons. Gene Ontology annotation, biological process: negative regulation of pre-miRNA processing. Gene Ontology annotation, molecular function: RNA methyltransferase activity; O-methyltransferase activity. Bases 51 to 803 code for a protein of 250 amino acids. NCBI's taxonomy places the organism in Eukaryota, Metazoa, Chordata, Actinopteri, Perciformes, Percidae. Gene Ontology annotation, cellular component: cytoplasm.
UUGCAGCACACGUUUCCAACCGGAAGUAUUUUCGAGGCGCACACUUUACAAUGGCAACAUGUUUGCAGAGUAGCGGUGAUAUUGAUGAAACUAACGAUCCAGGAGCCGCUCCCUAUGGCAACUUUAUAAACUAUUACACCUUCAAUCCUCCGGAUAACCGUUUGAGCCUGAUUCCAGCCACAUUACUCCAGGAUUUAGGUUAUGGAGACGGCCACGAGACCACACUGAUCCUGGACGUGGGGUGUAAUUCCGGGGAACUGAGUGCAGCCUUUUACAAGCAUGUAAUGCAGGAGUCUGUGUGCCAAGAGUCAGAUAAGUGGAAAGUUAAUCUCCUUGGCUUCGACUUGGAUGAGCUCCUCAUUCAGAGGGCUCAGCAGAACAACCCUCUGCCUCGCAGCAUCUCCUUCAUCCCCCUGGACAUCACUAAAGACACUGACCAGCUGCAGGAUUACCUGGACCACCACGGCUGCUCCCACUUCCACCUGUGUCUGUGCCUGGCUGUUACCAUGUGGGUCCACCUAAACCACGGAGACGCCGGCCUGCUGCAGGUGCUCUCUCGCCUGGCCUCCAUCAGCCAGCACCUCCUGUUGGAGGCGCAGCCCUGGAAGUGCUACCGCUCUGCGGCCCGGCGGCUGAGGAAGCUGGGCCGCUCGGACUUUGACCACUUCAAGACCCUGAAGAUCCGUGGGGACGUAGCAGAACAUGCCCGGGAGCACCUGGAGAGAAACUGUGCCAUGGAGCUCAUCCAGAGCUUCGGCAGCACUACAUGGGAUCGCAAGCUGCUGCUCUUCAAAAAGAGAUGAAACUGAAACGACAUCAGUUAUCAUAUCCCGCUGCACCUAAGCUGCAGGGACAGGAUCAGGAAGACCAAAGAAAUCAAUGUUGGGAAUGAGAGAAAAGUAAAGUUAAUUUGUUUAGUUGACAAUAAUCUGCAAUGAUGAUGACAAGGUCAAGUCACUCACACACACAAUCAAACUGGAUAAAUUGUUGCAACUCUAAAAGAAAAAGGGGGGCAAGCAGUAGCACAUUUAAAACCUUGAAUUAGUUUUUGAAUUGUGUAUUAAUUAAAAUGCGGUUAACCUGGCUAAACAACUGUUUACUUUAUGUAUACAAUCAUGAAAUGAUAAAACAGUUAUUAUCAAGCAGCUACAUCUUUCUGUAUCAGCGCUGCCUGAACCACAGUGCACAUAAUGCAGAACUAGAAUACGAAACUUAAGCACAACAUGUUCCUUUUCAUCAUUUUAAUUACAGAAUACUAAAAAUAACAUUACAUAAAAUGUCUUUUUAAAAGAAACCAUUGAAUAUUACAAAGGUUGUAAAUUUUGUAAAGUUAGGAUAUAAAAUCUUUGAACAGUGGUGCAUAAUUGAAAAGAAAAAUAAUUUUCAUAAAAUGUAUAUAUUAACUGUUCUACUACAUAAAAAAUGAGAUGGACACAAAUCGCAGACAGACGAGAUGAGUAGACACCGCCAUUACCGCAGUGAGCUCUCCUUUCAAGGGAAGAAAGACUUGAGAUGCACAGCACACACCACAAUCAGCUUAAGUUCUCAAAUUAUGUCUAGUUUCAAAAAAGAAGAAAAAAGGGGUUACCAUUUACAACAAUAAACAAAAAAGCUUCAGAGACUACAAAAGUGACUUGGUGACUUCUCCCAAAAUGUAUCACAUCUCAAAUCAGUAAAAACCUGACUAAACUGGCCUUGGUUUCAUAAACACUAACCGUUUCCCACAGGUUUAAGCUGUACAAAAGAGUUGCAAAAUGUUGAGAGGCCUCAUACUUAAAAUCAUUCCAUCAAGACAGGGAAAUAAUGAUGCUGAUGAGCUGCCUCUCAGUCUCAUCACACAUCCGUUCCUAUAACCUACUGUACAACUGGUCAGUCAGAUCCACUGAAAGUUACCAUGGUCACAAAUCAUUAUCAGGUCAACCUUGAGGAAUUGGAAGAGACUAUACACAAGGGGGGGGGGGACAUGCAUAAUCGAACAAUGUGCUUGCUUUCUUCCACUUCUUUCUGAGAUUUACGUCACCCUGUGUCACUUUGUCAUGAGCCCUUAAGAUGUUUUAGUCAACACCAAAGAAUCACCCGUCGAGGAUAUUCAGAGCCCGCUUGAACCGUGGAUGUCCCUCUACAUGUAAGCCACACUGGCCAGUCGUGUCCAAACAGAGGUAUUUAUUUGUCCCCUGCCAUUUGGGAGACGGUUUGUGUCACAUUAUUGGUAAACAGACACGAGGGGAGCAAUCAACGGUUUAUUAAGGUGUUCUUUUAAGAUAUGGGUUUAAUCAAGAGUUACGCUGAGUGGCAGAAUCACUGUUCCUUCUGUGCAGCAGUAGUGGUUUCAGUGGCCCAUGAAGACCAGGUGGAGAAAUGCAGAGAAAGAGUGAAGAGAAGGUAGAACGGAAACAGACGAUAACCCAGAGGACAUCUCAGAAGACAAAGGCCGUCUGAGACAACAGCGGCAUUUACGAGGAAAUGAGGCGAGAGACACCAGCAGAGCUACUUGGUUUGGCUGGUCUGUUGCUCAGACAGCUGGAGUUUUUUUUCACCAGGGAUCCAGGAGCUGCUGCUUAUCAUGUAAGCUAAUAAUGCUGUUUAGGUUUAGAUGAGUCCCCCUGAGUUAGUGCACACGUCAGAGUCAGGCAGGCCUUGCCCGCUUGUUCGUUAAGAAGAAAUCCACAAAGAGAG